AUGAACGCAAAUACCUACUUGAUUGCUAUUGUCCUCCUUAUUGCUGCCGCCCAAGCUGUACCCAUAGAGUAUGGACAUUAUCCAGGGCCGCUGUUAGCCCAUGCCCCAGUUUUAGCCCACGCAGUGCAUGCCGAACCUGUGGCAUACCCGAAAUACUCUUUCAACUAUGGCAUUAAAGAUCCGCACACUGGUGACAUUAAAUCGCAAGCCGAAGAACGUGACGGCGAUGUAGUAAAGGGCCAAUACUCGCUCGUCGAACCCGAUGGUUCAGUGCGCACUGUUGAUUACACUGCUGAUGAUCACAACGGAUUCAACGCCGUCGUACACAAAACGGCACCAAAAGUAAUCGCUCAUGCCCCGGUGUUGGCACACGCUCCUCUACUGGCACACGCUCCUCUACUGGCACAUGCGCCUGCUCCGCUUCUGCAUCACUAUUAAAUGGGCUAACGUUUGGCUAAAGGGCGUUUGGAAGAAUUGGAUUUGGAACUUGAAAAAAAGAUCGUUUUAGAAUUGAAUGGAUUUUGGAAUCGAUUAGAAAGUUGUACGUGAUUUAUAACGUCGAGGGGUUGGCCAAACGAUCUUACAAACAGGACAGCCACCACUUCACCACUCGCCACCCAGCCACUUACAAUAUUUGCACACCCACUCACAUACUCAUUAACUCAAUCAAUCAUUGUACUCGCAAUGCAAACGGGUACUUGCAUUUAUCGAAUAAUAUGUUAAGCGAUUUUAAAUGCAACUAAUCGAUAAUUAAUGUUUAAACAAGGGUUUAUUCAAAAGGCGAUGAAAGCGAUUAAAAUGUUGAAAAGGCAGGAAUAGAACAAACAAAUGAAAUGAAAUGAUAUUACAUUCUCUCUCUCACUCACUCACUCUUCGUAGUUUAACAAGUUUAUCGUAUAUAUAUAUGUUUUAUUUUAUUAAACAAAUAAUGUAGAAGAAGAAGAAGGAGUAGUAGUUAUAGUAAUAGUAGACGAAAAUGGAGAUCAUCGUUCAUAUUAUGUAAUGUAGGGACUUACUUUCUUUCUCUUUACUAUACCUUUGUUCAAACAUAGACUUUUUCAUUUUCAACUCUCUUUUACAAACUUUCAAUGCCUAUCUGAUGAGUUAUAUCUUCUUCUAAUCCAAAGAUUUUUUUCAUAUUUUCAAACAGUGAGGUUUAUUUUUAAGCUUGGUUUCGGCUUUCAAACUAGAGAGUGAACUUGUUCACAUAACUGUCACUAUAUUGAGUGAAUUUAGAGUCUAGUAACACAUCCCAUAUUCUUAAGCUAAAACGAGUCCACCUUCUCUAACGAAUUCACUCGUUCAUAAAUACUCAGAAAUGCUUUUUAUAUCCUUUUCUACACUUUUGUAAAAUAUUUAUGUUACUACAUUCUCUAAGACUUUCUAGAUAUUUACUUUCAACACUUACAUCCAAUUUCACGAAAGCAACUUAAAUGAAAAAUUAGUUAAAUUUUCUUGAAUUCAUAUGGAAAUUGACAGAAAAGAAAAAAAAAAACAUUUUCCAUUUAAAGUGCUGGUGAAAUCGGCUAUUAAACUUUCUUAAAUUGGGAAAUGUGUGCUAAUUAGCUUCUACAGCUCUGCUGCAGCUCGUUUCUGUAACAAUUUUCUAC
This is a messenger RNA of Rhagoletis pomonella (apple maggot), 1610 nucleotides long. RefSeq names its product cuticle protein 8-like. Bases 1 to 438 code for a protein of 145 amino acids. Lineage: Eukaryota; Metazoa; Arthropoda; Insecta; Diptera; Tephritidae. The transcript has 3 exons. The record is from RefSeq and is a predicted model, not a curated record. Gene Ontology annotation, cellular component: extracellular matrix.